Messenger RNA from Acinonyx jubatus (cheetah), 4168 nucleotides. RefSeq names its product arrestin domain containing 4 (gene ARRDC4). The coding region runs from base 189 to 1427 and encodes 412 amino acids. Lineage: Eukaryota; Metazoa; Chordata; Mammalia; Carnivora; Felidae. Gene Ontology annotation, biological process: protein transport. Gene Ontology annotation, cellular component: plasma membrane; cytoplasm. The transcript is spliced from 8 exons. Gene Ontology annotation, molecular function: ubiquitin-like ligase-substrate adaptor activity. The record is from RefSeq and is a predicted model, not a curated record.
UUACCAGUCCCACCUGGGUUUGUUAAAGCGAUAGGCCCCACGGCGCGCUAGGUCUCCACCGGGCACCGCACAGCGGCUGCGGGGCCCUCGGCGUGCCGCGGGCGCCCGUGACAGCGGCGCCGCUCUGCUCGCCACGCCGGCUCCGGACACCUGCCGACCUCCCCGGCGCGGCCGCAUCGCCCGGCGGGAUGGGCGGCGAGGCAGGGUCCGCGGCGGCCGUGGGCUCCGAGGGCCGCGUGAAGAGCCUGGGUCUGGUAUUCGAGGAUGAGCGCAAGGGCUGCUACUCGAGCGGCGAGACGGUGGCGGGACACGUGCUGCUGGAGGCGGCCGAGCCGGUGGCCCUGCGGGCGCUGCGCCUGGAGGCCCACGGCCGAGCCACCGCCGCCUGGGGCCCGAGCCCCGGCGCCGCCGCCCCCGCCGCCGCGUCGGAGGUGGAGUACCUGAACGUGCGCCUGAGCCUGCGCGAGCCCCCGGCUGGUGAAGGCAUCCUCUUAUUACAGCCUGGAAAACAUGAAUUUCCAUUUAGCUUUCAGCUUCCAUCUGAACCUUUAGUAACCUCAUUCAGCGGGAAAUACGGAAGUAUUCAGUACUGCGUGAGAGCAGUUUUGGAACGACCCAAGGUACCUGAUCAGAGUGUGAAGCGGGAACUUCAGGUUAUUAGUCACAUCGAUGUCAACACACCAGCAUUAUUAACCCCUGUAUUGAAAACUCAAGAGAAAAUGGUUGGCUGUUGGUUUUUCACUUCUGGUCCAGUCUCGCUGAGUGCCAAAAUUGAAAGGAAGGGAUACUGUAAUGGAGAAGCUAUUCCAAUCUAUGCGGAGAUAGAGAAUUGUUCCUCCCGCCUCAUCGUUCCCAAAGCUGCCAUUUUCCAGACGCAGACGUAUUUGGCCAGCGGGAAGACAAAGACCGUCCGGCACAUGGUCGCCAACGUGCGAGGAAACCACAUCGCCUCUGGGGGCACCGACACGUGGCACGGGAAGACUCUAAAAAUUCCGCCUGUUACUCCGUCCAUCCUGGAUUGCUGCAUUAUCAGAGUAGACUAUUCCUUAGCUGUGUAUAUUCACAUCCCUGGUGCUAAAAAACUGAUGCUCGAGCUGCCCUUAGUGAUUGGCACAAUCCCAUAUAACGGUUUUGGGAGCAGAAACUCGAGCACCGCCAGCCGGUUCAGCAUGGACAUGAGCUGGCUGACGCUGACGCUGCCAGAGCAGCCGGAAGCGCCACCCAAUUAUGCAGACGUGGUGUCCGAGGAAGAAUUCUCUCGACACGUGCCUCCUUACCCUCAGCCCCCUGACUGUGAGGGAGAAGCAUGCUGCCCUGUGUUUGCCUGCGUACAGCAAUUCCGCUUCCAGCCUCCCCCUCUCUAUUCAGAGGUUGAUCCUCACCCCGCUGAUGUAGAAGAGACCCAGCCUGUGUCCUUCAUUCUCUGAAAAAAUUCCAGAAAUCACUGUGUUCAUCAUCCGAUUAGAAUGUUGGUUCUUCCCCCACUGCCUUUAUGGAAAGAGGGAGAGAAGGUUAGGGGAAGGACAUACACGAACAUCAAGAUUGAAGGUGAUAGAAAUUUGAAGAAUGCAUGAACUUUCCAGUGGGCUGACAAGAAUGCGUUGCACAAAUGUACGAUAGGGUCAUGUGUCCCCUUUAAAUGAUCCAAUGAAGAUGUGACAAGUCACAGAACGUAAUGGAAGUCCUGGUGGUGAGAGAGUAAGUGAAGGGUGUCUGCGCUUGAUCCAAGAGAACAGAAUCCAUGUGGGUGGUGGAAACACUAGACUAAACAGGUUUCUCCAGGUGGAACAGAAGUUACCCUAAACUUUAAGGAAAUAUGGACUCGUUGGGAGCCUUGAUCUUGAAGAAGGUAGCAGCACAGAGGUGUGUAUAAAUAGGAAAAAGGUCCACUCUAAAUACGAAGUGACCCUCAACACGUCGGGAUCUUCAUGAUUUCUCCCCAGGUCCCAUAGAACUGAAGUUCUUGAGAGAAUCUUUUUAUGAGGUCCUAAUGAAGGAAUACAGUUUCAUAUUGUAAAUCAGCUGUACAGUAUUAUGAAACCAAGAAAGAGUUCCUUGCAAGGCAUGUCCGUUCAGAGGGGAAAGAUGAAUUUCAGUUCGAGAACACAUUUUGUGGAAGGCUGUACUUUUUACCCCCUUCAAGUACUCUGUUAGGGUAUGUGUUUGAUUUUCCCCGUGUCUUAAUUACCUAAGAUCAUAGUAGAAAAAGAAAGGGGGAGAAAAAAAAAGGUUGCAUCCUCAGGAUACCUCCAUAACUACACAGAACAAAACCAAAACAACAAAAGCCUCUCUUAACCUACCUCUAGUGGGGUUAUCAGAAUCCUUUUAAAACACCAGGCGUGAUAAGCCUUCCGUGGAGUUCCUGCUAAUUGGCAGUCCCAAUCUUAUCUCGCCGAUCGCUAAAUCCGCAGGUGGACCGAGGGAAAAAUCUAUAAGGUUAGCAUUAGAUGAAAGUUAAUAGAUGUAUACCAAAGGGUAUUUCGAAAUAAAUGCAGAAUCAAAAGAGGGUACAAAUUUUGAGGGUACCAUUUAAAAAACAAAAACUUAAUUCCUGCCUAGAGACUUCAGUCUACUGACGGCAGUCACCAGGCUGUACGUUAUUAUUCCAACUCUUUAGUAAUUCUAUUUAAACUGUGAUUUUUUUUUCUUUAUUGUCUUGGUGCAAUAUUUUAUUAUCAUUUAACCUCAGGAUAUUCCGACCGACAAGAUUGUGUUGCCGCUGAAAGCCUGAGCAGUGUUCUUCCUGUCCCCCUGUUCCCCAUUCUUCCUGGUCACGUGCUCACUUGCUCGUCCUUUGAUCUGUUAGUUUCGUGAGCCGAGAGCACCCCGGACACCGCAUGGAAGGGAGGUAGGGAUUCCCGCGGGAGAGAUUUUGGACCAGCCAAGUACUUUGGUUUUCUCCACGUCCUGCGGGUUCGACCCAGAAACCCUGGUGCUUCCAUGCAGAACACCACACUUCAUUCGCCAGAACGAGUCCUCUUUUCUUUCCGUCAGCGUACAUUCAGUCACGAGUGUGAAAGCUCUUUUUCUAAGGUUAAGUUUUGUAUUUAGAGUUAGUCGGCCCUCCGAUCAGGGAUUUUUCUACAAGCAUGAGGUAGAUGCAGACUUUUCGCCCUUCCGGACAUACCUCUCUUUGUAAUCACAUGAGCACCUGCAGCAGGUUUUUCUCACCGUAAGCCACUGUGUAAAAUCACAACACACAACUGUUACACUGAUAAUGGUGGUACCGAAAUCGUCACACCCCGUUCAUUCCCUGCUUUGGUUUUUACUGUGUUGUGGGGUUUUUUGUUUUGUUUUGUUCUUGUUUUGCUUUGUUCUUGGUGUUUUUAAGCAGGUAACGUGUACUUAAGUGCUGUCAGAACAAUUUUGCUUUUACUUUAAAAAACAAAAAAAGGCCACCUUCAGCCGUUUCUUGACUUCUGAGUUGUAGUUUACAUGCCUUGUCACGAUACCAAAACACAAUGAUUACCAAGACACAGUGAAAGACACAAAGCGAAAGGUGUGAAGGAAGAGAAAGUCGAGCUGUUUGGCCCCACGUGGAAAAGCCAAGUAGUUGACUCCCGACUGCUUCGCACGCUCCUUCACUAGGAUUGUUUUGUCACCUGUAUUAGAGAAAUCAUGAAACGUGCUCCCCAAAUGAAAGCACAGCUGAUGUCGUAGCACUUAACAGAGUAGCCGAAAGGGAUGAUUCGCCUUAUCGAGUUGGUAUCCGCCCAUCUGACCUUAAGCAGUAGGUUGAAACUGCAUACCUUUCUAUAAUCAAGACAUUAUUUUCCGAAUGUAGAGAAGUCUACAUUGGAACGGAGUUCUUGGGAAUGAAGAUAAAAAUGCAGCUGCUAUUGCUUGUUUAUUCUGUUGUUUAGUUUGCAGAGAAACCGUGGCCUUAGAAUUUUCUUUUUGAUGCAAACAUUGUGACAUUGAAAAUGUGCAUCUUCGGGCACACAAAAUCCUUCCGUGGGCGGAACUUUAAUUUUGAUGUUUUUGUUUUGCACAAUAAGAAACUCAAUAGGCAGGGGUUUUGUUUUUGAUAAGUUAACUAUGAAAGCUUUUUUAUUUUUAUUAUUAAAAAUGUAACAGUUUAACCCACAGGAAAAAAAAAUAAAGAUUGUAUUUUGUACUCUGGUUUGAACCCCAUGGGUUCCUUUUGUUAAUAAAAUGAUGACACUAA